AUGUCUUUCUACCCGCCGGGAUGGGACUACGAUCGGCAUACAACAUUGUUCGGUGGCCUCAGAGAAGCUGGUCUUUUUGACCAUGUGAUGGAGGUUGCGGAACGCCGCGACCAAGAGGCUCGGGCUGCUGCGGAUGCCCAAAAACCAGAAGAUGAAAAGCUCGCGCAACGAGAGAUUUUUUCGCCCUACCUAGACAACUUGAAAAAUGUUUUUAAGUUCUCUGAUCAAUGGUCCGAUUGGGCUCAGUGGGCGAAAUUUCGCAGUCGCUGGGACCAGAUUAUGCAGCAGGAAAUCGCUGAGUAUCACAAUUAUCAUCCUAAACUGGACCGAGCGAUCGAAGUGCGGAAGAACCGCUGGGUAGAAGAUCCUACUUUGGAUAGCGCCUCAUCUCAGGAGGUUUCCCGGCGCUUCGAUGAGAUGUGGCCAAAUCUCUCCCGUGGAUAUUCCACUUCUGUCUGCCUUAUGGUCACGCCGGACUCUUUGGAAUCGGUUCUCAACUCGCCUCUUCCGUCUUCAGCCCCUCAGGCGGAACGCAAAGAGCUCCCUUUUGUGCUCGCGAUAUCAAGGGUUGCUCAUGAAAUCCCGAUCGAGCAAGACACAGAGGAGCUAGAAAAAGAUACUGACUGUAAACCACGGACGUAUUUUAGGGUGGCCGUGGAAUCACUCAUGAAUGAUCUGUAUUGGAUUACGGCUUUGGAUAUCAUGGACCUAGCCUCCUAUCACCGCUCCUCUUCAACUUAA
Molecule: messenger RNA, 741 nt
Organism: Penicillium maclennaniae
Lineage: Eukaryota; Fungi; Ascomycota; Eurotiomycetes; Eurotiales; Aspergillaceae
Exons: 4
Coding region: 1-741 (246 amino acids)
Source: RefSeq, a predicted model, not a curated record